Molecule: messenger RNA, 4233 nt
Organism: Trichoderma aggressivum f. europaeum
Lineage: Eukaryota; Fungi; Ascomycota; Sordariomycetes; Hypocreales; Hypocreaceae
Exons: 1
Coding region: 1-4233 (1410 amino acids)
Source: RefSeq, a predicted model, not a curated record
AUGCCAGUCGCUGAAGCAGACGCCGAAGCUGCUGCGUCAGUGGAAGCUGUUGCUGCUGCUUCGACAAGCUCGCCGCCUGCUGGGCAUGACGAUACCAUCAGCAGGCUCGCCUCGCCACUCUCGACGCCAACAACCGCCACGAGCCCCGUGUCGCCGACUUUCCUGUCUGUCGCCGGCCGGGUCAGCACGCCCUUGAGCCUGUUCAUCGACUCUGCGCCCAGCAGCGGCAAGAAGAAAUCGGCCACCAGCCCCGAGUCCGAGUCUGCUGCGGCGGUGCGUCAGCGUUAUCUCGCCAUGUCGCCCACGGCGUCUGCCAUUGCGCCGGGCGCUGCGAGCGCCGACGCCGCGGAGUCCAGGCUCGCAGAGGCCGGUAAAACAGCAGCAGAGGCAGAUGCGGAUGCAGAUGCGGAGAGCCUGCGACAUGCGCUGCGCCAACAGGAACGAGAGCGAGAGCAGGAGCAGGAGCAGGAUCAGGAUCAAGAGGAGCAAGACGAGGCGGGCUGGAGAGAAAAGAACCUGAGCACGAGCGCAGGCGCAGGCGCAGGACCACCGCUGCCGUGGUCGCCCAGCAGCACGACGAGCAGUUCUAAUGUUAACAUUAAUGCGAGCAUCACUGCCGCCGCCUCUCUCUCGCUGUCUCCCACCGCUGGCGACAUUAAGCAUGAGCAUGGCCUCUCCAGAGGCGUCAUUUCCGCUCCCCUGCCCCAGAGCCCCAACCGACACGAGCGCCCCUCGAUUUCUGCCCGGGAUUCGGACAUCGCGACGCUGAUUACGGGUGCUAAUAUCACUGCCGCUACCACCACCACUAGCAUUGCCACCGUUGCCAGUCAUACUGCUGCAGGCUCUCGAGCGGCCACCGUUCGUAUCCCUGCACCCGCACCCGAAGAGGCGCCAUUGCAUACGGGCAGCGUGCAGCCGGGCACCAAGCUGGCCCAUCCAAAGCCCAUCCUGCACAUUGCUACCGACGUCUCAUCGCCGUCGAAACACAGUCACCACCACUCCGACCUGCUCACCCGCUCCGCGUCAGCCGUCAGCAACGUCGCCCAUCUCGAAGCCACGGCCGAGCGCCUGUCCAUGACCAGCAGCAUCGACGAUGCCAUCCGCGAGCUGCACUGCGAACUGAAGCGAAGCGACAGCAGACGAUCCUCCAUCCUCGCCGCCAGGGCCGCCUCCGCCGACGAGCACUCGACACGCCUGCGACGAUAUCCCUCCAACUCGUCCUCCUCCGCCGCCGCCGCCGCCCGCCAAAGGGGCUACUCUCCCGCGUACGUAAUGUCACCCACAAACUCCCUCUCGGGUCGCAUGCGAUCGGGCUCCAACGCCUCAGCCGGCCGUCCGGAGCACGAGGUCAUCAACUCCAUCCUGUCCCGCCACGGCCCGGGCAAGAGCUCCGUCAGGAGCGUGCGGUCGGCCAAGCCCUCGCUGGCUGAGAUAUCCGAGUCCGAGCCCAUCUCCCUGACCCAGCACGUGCUCGACCAAGUCGACGCCGUGCCCCCUUUUGAGCGCGCCGCCGCCGCCAGCUCCAGGAGCAUCAUCGAACAGGACGCUGUUGACGUCCCGCAGACAGACGAGUUCCACAACAUGCUCGAGGGCGGCUUUCGAAGCCACAGGGCUUCCAAUCUGGUCCUCGUAAACCCGGACCUGCCCUCUGACCACGACGACCACGACGACCACGAGGCCGAGCGGCCCAUGACGGCCAACUCCACAAAUACCUUCCAGGUGGCCCAGGACGCGUUUGUCGACUUUGACGGCGCCCACUGCGAGACGGACAACGAGGAUGAUCGUUUCGCUACGGCCGACAUGGGGUCGCGCUCGCAGAAGCGAGACAGGCUGUCCGACGUCCACCAGCAGCCUCCUCCUCCCCGGAUGCCCCAAUCUCUGCCCCAACCUCCUGUCGACGAUGAGUUAUUCCUGCCCACCCCCCAACAGUCCUCGGCCGAGUUCGUCAGGCCGCAGUCUUACUUUGACCACCAAACCGGCCAGCACAUGCUGUUUUACCCGGCUCGUGUCCCUGCCAUGCUCAACCUGCCGCCCAAGCUGUCCAGCAAGCCCAAGGCCACCGACCGGAACCAGCGACGCUCGGAGAUCCUCGGCGCCAUGAUGCAGCCCAAGGAGAACAGGAGGAAGUCGGUCGUCCCCGACCUCGACCAGUUUGCCCUGCCCGACCCUCUGUCUGGCCACCGCAACUCCUUUGCCGCCCUAUCCGUGGCGGACAACCUGGACAACGUCGACGAUGCCACCACGCCCACUCCGUUCCUUGAGGAGCCCGCACCUCAAUCCCGGAAUGGAUCCGCACCCUCCCUCGAAGAUCUUCGCCGGUCCCAGCGGCUGUCCAACACUGAAAAGCACCAGUCAAAUAUGCCCAACCUCGAAAACAUCCCCCCGCACCUCCGAGCCAGCGUCUUCUUCGAUCAGCCAUCUCUCGAGCUUCCCGAGAUCGAGGUCAAGGAUGGGUCAGCCAUGGCUACGCUCGACAGCAUUCUCGAUGCUUCAGCCACUGCUCCCGUCAGUGCCUUUACCGAUCACCUGUACGCUGGCAAGCUGGGCAAUGAAACCUACGGCAAGGAGAAGAAGAAGAAGAAGGCGUCCAAGCACAAGCCGCAGCAGCCCUCCACCAACACCCUGGGGGCUGCGCUUGCUGAAGGGCCCAAGGAGCAGUCGACAAUCAAGCUGCUCACCAAACGAAGCCAGAGCAGCUUGUUUGGAAGGGCUAACAAGGGCCCUGAUCCCAACGACAAUGCUCAUGAUGGGGCUGACGAGGAAGAGGAGCAUGAACAAGAGGAGGAGGAGGAGGUUGACGAAGGCGUCCUUGAUGGAAUGCCCACGACGCUCCUCGGCGAGAUCCAUCUCCGAAAGCAGCAACAGAAGCAACGACUCCUCAACCAGGGCAACGUAGCACCCCAGGGCAUGCGUGCCACCCUCUUGGAGAUGGACGCUGUCGCCGAGAUGCAGCGCAAGCAACGCCUCAAGCAGCGCGUCAACCUUGCCUGGGAAGAACCGAACGUCGCCGCGGAGCAGACCAUUUCCGACGACGAAGACACGCCCCUGGCCGUCAUUGCCGCCAUGCACCAGGGCGCCAAGAACAUGGCCGACGUCGACCGCCCGAUAGGACUUAUGGAGAUGCGCCAGCUGGAAGAAAACGAACCGCUGAGCUCACGCGCCGCCCGUCUUCAGGGACGAGCCUCCACCGUCUUCAACGCGAAACGCCAGAGCAACCUCAGCCUUCCCGUCACGCGCAUGGCUGAAGUGCAGCCGCCAGCUUCGCCGCGCAUCGUCGAGCCGGACGCGAGCGUGGUGGAUGAAGAUGCACGCACUACCAUUGCUGUAGAACCCGAACCCCUGGCGGCUGAGAUUGAGGAAGAGACGCUUGGUGCCAGGAAGCGCCGCCUGGCAGAGUCUCAGCUGCCCAAGGCCCGUCCUGUCAGCGGCACCUUUUCCGCCGAGCUCCUGGGCCAGUUUGCCGAUCCCGAGGAGUCCAAGGCCAAGCCCAAUGCGGGCGUAGAGGAUGAGACCCUGGGCCAGCGCCGUCGCCGUCUGCAAGCUGAGCGGGAGGCCCGCGAAAGAGAGAUGAGCUAUGGUAACCUGACGGGUGAAAGACCAGGCGAAAGGCCAGUCAGCUACGGCAACCCGAUGGUCGAGCCGCCCAGGAGGGGCGUGAUGCGCCGGGUCAGCAUGGCCGACAUGCUGUCAGUGCACCAGAACAUUCAGGACCCUCGCAUUGCGGAGCAGAGACGCCAGCAGGAGGAGCACAUGAAGCUUGCCCAGCAGGACGCCAUGCUGGCGGCAGUCAGAAGCCAGAUGCCCACCGCCCUCAUACACAACGGCAACGCUCGCCCCGGAGGUUUCAAGGGAGGCCUGUACAAUGAUGGAACGGGCGGGCUCGGCGUGGAGGCGGCCAGAUCGAGCACGGCUCUCAACGCACUCCAGACCCGCAGCUUUACCAACACCGGCUCUAGGAACCGGGCCACCAUGAUGGCGCCGCCCAAUGGCUACGGCAUGGCGCAGGGAGGCUUGCAGCAGUCGUACAGCACGCUCACGGGCUUUGGGCCGGCCGCCAUGAACGGUAGAAACCCCAUGGGAGGCAUGAAUGGCAUGAAGCAGAUGAGCGUGUACGGUGCUGGCAACCUCUAUGGUGCCAACGGCAUCAUCCAGCCAAACAUUGGCAUUCCCAUGUCUAACCCCAACGGCAGCAUGGACCGAGUCGAGAGAUGGCGACAGGGCGUUGCCCCAUAG